Molecule: messenger RNA, 1137 nt
Organism: Prunus avium (sweet cherry)
Lineage: Eukaryota; Viridiplantae; Streptophyta; Magnoliopsida; Rosales; Rosaceae
Product: transcription repressor OFP16-like
Biological process (GO): negative regulation of DNA-templated transcription
Source: RefSeq, a predicted model, not a curated record
UCCCCAAAUAAAAGCCAACUUCUACCGUUUAUUUGAUCUUUAACUCUCAUUCAGGUUUCAGCUCAUAAUUCCCACAACCCACAACAAUAAACAACUCACCCUUCUCUCUCUCUCAAAAGAUGUCCAAAAUCAUGUGGAAGAAUUUAUGCUUCCCCAAUUUCAUCAAAUGCCUACCCACAAUCCAAGCUCCACCUGAUCAACCCUCUAACCAAAACCCACCACCCCCUCCCUCCACCACCACCACAUGUACAUCUCUCCUCAUCAAAAACUUCAACACCCUCUAUGACUUCAACUUUAUCAACUCCUCCUCCUCCAAGUCCCUCACACCCUCCUCCUCCUCCUCCUCCGCCGACGAAGUCCACACUUCCUCCUCUGAUUCAGACUCCGACCUCUCCCCUCCUGAUUUCGCCACCAUCUUCGCCUCCCAACGCUUCUUCUUCUCCUCUCCGGGCCGCUCCAACUCCAUCACCGAGUCUCCGCACACAACCACCACCAAACCCAACAAGCCUCAUCACAAAACAACGUUGGUCACCAAAGGCGUGCGCGUUCGCAAGUUCUCCUCAAACCCUUACUUGGACUUCAGGCGCUCCAUGGAGGAAAUGCUUGAAGCUAAUAGAGAUCAUCAUAUGUUGGUGGGCCAUGAUCAUCAUCAUCAUCAUAGCACAAGUGAUGACGUGGAGUAUCUACAUGAGCUGCUUUUGUGCUACCUCUCACUCAAUCCCAAACAAGCCCACAAGGACAUUAUCAGCGCCUUCACUGACCUUGUCAUCUGCCUGCUGUCUGCUAACUCGUCAGCGCCAGCUUCAGCCGCCGAUCACCGUCGAGAAAACCCCCAAACGCAUUAGCGGUGGUGGUCCUUGUCUUUUGCGGAUGGUUAAUAGUCAUGUAACGGUUGUCGAAAAACGAAGAAAAAACGACAAAGAAAGAAAAGGGCGUUUGUCUUUGCUCCUUCUCUUUAUGGGUUUUCAAGGUAUGUGUCAUGUUUCAUGUAUGAGGACAAAGGAAAAAUGUGUAUUCUGAUGAUCAGAAAACCUAGGAAGCGUGGGAUGUGUUGAGGUCUCGAGAUGAAUGUUUAUAAUUUUUCUUUCAAAUUUUGUUCUAGUAUAUUAGUUAAUUUGUUGAAUUGUUGUGUAAAAA